This is a messenger RNA of Anoplophora glabripennis (Asian longhorned beetle), 2201 nucleotides long. Its product is annotated as WD repeat-containing protein 46. Lineage: Eukaryota; Metazoa; Arthropoda; Insecta; Coleoptera; Cerambycidae. Gene Ontology annotation, molecular function: protein binding. Bases 75 to 1814 code for a protein of 579 amino acids. The record is from RefSeq and is a predicted model, not a curated record. Gene Ontology annotation, biological process: maturation of SSU-rRNA from tricistronic rRNA transcript (SSU-rRNA, 5.8S rRNA, LSU-rRNA). The transcript is spliced from 8 exons. Gene Ontology annotation, cellular component: nucleolus; 90S preribosome; small-subunit processome.
AACCUAACCUACACCUACAUCUAACCCCCAAAAUUUUUAAAUAUUUACGUAUGCAUGUACUUGUUUAAUUAAUAAUGGGAAAGCCCACUCAAAGAUAUUUUUCACAACCAUCAGAAACAGAAUCAGAUAAUACGAAAAAUAAACAAUCUUCGGAGACUAAAUGUGAGAAAGUAAUAUCUUAUAAAAUAGAUAAUGUUAAAAAACAACCGUGGGGUAGACGGCAAGCUGAUAGACGUUCUAAUAAAUUUAAGAAAAUUGUAAAACAUAAGCCAAAUCCUACACCUAAAUUUAAGGGCAAAGUUAAACCAUCCAAAGAACUUUUAAAGAAAUAUGAUAAAGGUAAAGGAGUUAACUUAAAAAGUGUUAAAACUAAUGUACAUCAAAAGAAAAUAGAGAGAAAGGAGAAAAACAUUAAAUUUGCAAUAGAAAAAGCUGCAAGUACUGAGGUUUUGUUAACAGAGGAUGUCGGUUUUCUUGAAGCUGACUCUGGUGAGACAACAACACAGUUUACACAAAAACAAAUUGUGAAAUGUGUGGAUAUAGCUUCUGCUGCUAAACAUUUUGAUUUAAACCUAGACUUUGGACCUUAUCGUUCAAAAUACACAAGAAAUGGUAGACAUCUACUGCUGGGUGGGAAAAGAGGACAUGUUGCUGCCUUUGAUUGGGUUACAAAAAAAUUACAUUGCGAAAUAAACGUCAUGGAGUCUGUUCAUGAUAUUAGCUGGCUGCACAUUGAAACCAUGUUUGCUGUAGCUCAAAAAGACUGGGUUUACAUGUAUGAUAAUCAAGGAAUAGAAUUGCAUUGUGUAAAGAAACUCAAUAAGGUGUCUAGGAUGGAAUUUUUACCAUAUCAUUUUCUUCUUGGAACUUGUAGUGAAGAGGGUUAUUUAAGUUGGUUGGACGUCUCUAUAGGUCAGCUGGUCGGUCAGUACAAUACGAAUUUAGGACGACUCUCUAUAUUAACACAAAAUCCGUGGAACGCAACUCUCGCAUUAGGUCACGCUAAAGGUGUGGUUUCAUUUUGGGCACCGAAAUCGAGGGACCCUCUAGCUAAAAUGCUUUGUCACAAGGCGCCCAUUACAGCACUUCAAGUAGAUCCUACCGGAACGUACAUGGCCACAUCUGCCAGCAAUCGCGAAUUAAAAAUAUGGGAUGUAAGGAAACUUGAAGGACCCGUGCAAGAGUAUAAACUUAUAACAGCUGCAAAUAAUUUGAGCUUUUCGCAGAAGAAAAUGUUGGCAAUCGGAAUGGGCAAUGUGGUAGAAGUCUACAGGGAUUGUUGUGCCACGGCAGCAAAAAGGGCUUAUUUGAGGCAUCGUUUCGUCACUCCGAUAAGUAACUUUAAUUUCUGUCCGUAUGAGGAUGUACUUGGUGUGUCUACUGCUCGUGGAUUUACGAGUUUGUUAAUACCUGGAGCGGGAGAGCCUAACUUUGACUCGUUAGAAGCCAAUCCAUUCCAGUCGAAGUCCCAGAGGAGGGAAGCCGAAGUUAAAUCAUUACUUGAAAAGAUACAACCUGAACUAAUAACGCUGGAUCCUACAGCUAUUGCCGAAAUUGAUUUACCGACCUUGAGGGAUAAAGUUGAAGCAAAAAAGAAAUUACUGCACCUCAAACCCCCGAAAAUAAAUUACGAACCGAGGAAGAAAGCGAAAGGUAAAGGAGGAUCCGUCAAAAUGGCAAAGAACAAGAAAAUCUUGCAGGAACAAGUGAGAAAGGAGUUUGUACGGCAGAAGAAGGAACUGUUACCUCGAGAAGAAGAAAAGGACAAAAGACCUACUCACGUUUUAGAUAGAUUUUUGCCUAAAAAAAGCUAGAAUAUAGUAAAGUAAGCAUUAAAUACGUUUUAAAAUUAAUAAUCCUUUAUUUAUUACAUGUCAUCGUUACAAUAUUUAAAAAUACAAAUACUAUUAAAUUACCUAAAAAAAAAAUUGGUCAUUAGGUAGAUGUGAAUAUAUAAAAUAUGUACAUUUCAUAAUUACUUUGGUUUAGAUUAUUUACAAGCAAAAAUCUAAAACUGUACGAGUUUUUAAUCCCUUAUAUCACAAUGCUUUAUCAUGGACGGCGGUAUUCAUAAGAAUUUCUAGUUUUGUAGCUUAUAUAAAAAGUCAAAUAAAUAUCUAUAAAUUAGCUACUAAUUGAGUAUAAACAGACGAGUCUAAUUCAUAAAAUUAAGUACAAAACGGUUAAAAUACCACUUCCCU